This is a messenger RNA of Penicillium waksmanii, 900 nucleotides long. RefSeq names its product Oxoglutarate/iron-dependent dioxygenase. The record is from RefSeq and is a predicted model, not a curated record. The transcript has 2 exons. The coding region runs from base 1 to 900 and encodes 299 amino acids. NCBI's taxonomy places the organism in Eukaryota, Fungi, Ascomycota, Eurotiomycetes, Eurotiales, Aspergillaceae.
AUGUCCUCCAACUUCCAAUCCAUUCCAAUCAUUGACCUCUCCCUUGCCAACUCACCCGCGACCCGUCCGGGACUCCUGCAACAGCUCCACCAGGCUCUCAUCCAAGUGGGGUUCUUGUACGUCUCGAAUCACGAGGUCCCACAAAAUGUCGUAUCCGAUCUGAAAGGAGUCCUUCCUCGGCUUUUCAAUCUGGACCUGAAGCACAAGGAGGAGUGGCCACGGGGCGAGCCGGAUAUCCGAUUGAAAGUUGAGAACUACAUCAAAGAGCUCACAAAGCUGAGCGAGAGGUUCUUACUUCUGGUCGCCGAGGCUCUCGGUAUACCAGACGAACUGCUAUUCUCAUUCUUAUCAGAUCAACAUCGCCUCAAGCUUGUGCACUACCCAUCCUCUGAUACUUCUACUCUCUCCAUCGGUCAAGGUGUCGGUCCUCACAAAGAUUCAUCCGGCUGGUGGACAUUUCUGCUACAGGCAUCCCCUCCAAAUGUCCAAGGCUUGCAGGCACUCAACAAAAAUGGCGACUGGAUCGACAUUCCAGUAAUCCAAGAUACCUUCGUUGUAAAUAUUGGACAAGCUUUUGAAGUGGUUACUCAUGGCGUUUGCAAAGCGACAACUCAUAGAGUUCUCUCUGGGCCACUUGAGAGAUUCAGUGUACCUUUUUUCCAGGGCAUUCGAGCGAAUCUCACGAAAUCAGAAGCCUUAUCCACAUUACGGGGCUACCUUCCUACCGAAAUAUCAUCGGUGGAAACAGAUAUUGGAGCAAACAUCGACUCGGCUUUCUUACGAGGCAAAUACGAUACAUGGGGUGAAUCUCAGCUGAGAACUAAAAUCCGCAGCCACCGCGAUGUGGGACGGAGAUUUUAUGGCGAUGUGUUUGAGAAGUAUACCGAAGACGAUAGCUGA